Messenger RNA from Guillardia theta CCMP2712, 2337 nucleotides. RefSeq lists its product as hypothetical. The record is from RefSeq and is a predicted model, not a curated record. Lineage: Eukaryota; Cryptophyceae; Pyrenomonadales; Geminigeraceae. The transcript has 2 exons. The coding region runs from base 1 to 2337 and encodes 778 amino acids.
AUGCAGGAUCCUUAUAUCAAAUACCUGAUGGAAGAGCUUGGAAAAUGCAAUGACGAGCGCAAAAUCGCGAAACUCAAUCUGGAGCUAAAGACGGCACUAGACAAGCUGGCAUUGAGGGAAGAGCGUCUGAGGCUUGAGGGGGUGAUGGACACGUGCCAAAACCCGGAAAGGAAGGAGGAGCUAAAGGCGGCACUAGACAAGCUGGCGUUGAAGGAAGAGUUGAUAAGGCAUGAGGAGAAUAUCCGAGAAGAGCGGAUGAGGGCUGAACAGAGAAUGAAAAAAGAGCGUCUGAGGCUUGAGAGGAAGAUGGACACGUGCCAAAACCCGGAAAGGAAGGAGGAGCUAAAGGCAGCACUAGACAAGCUGGCGUUGAGGGAAGAGCGUCUGAGGCUUGAGGGGGUGAUGGACACGUGCCAAAACCCGGAAAGGAAGGAGGUGCUAAAGGCGGCACUAGACAAGCUGGCGUUGAGGGAAGAGUUGAUAAGGCAUGAGGAGAAUAUCCGAGCAGAGCGGAUGAGGGCUGAACAGAGAAUGAAAAAAGAGCGUCUGAGGCUUGAGGGGAAGAUGGACACGUGCCAAAACCCGGAAAGGAAGGAGGAGCUAAAGGCAGCACUAGACAAGCUGGCAUUGAGGGAAGAGCGUCUGAGGCUUGAGGGGGUGAUGGACACGUGCCAAAACCCGGAAAGGAAGGAGGUGCUAAAGGCGGCACUAGACAAGCUGACGUUGAGGGAAGAGCGUCUGAGGCUUGAGGGGGUGAUGGUGGACACGUGCCACAACCCGGAAAGGAUGGAGGAGCUGAAAUGCAGAUGGAAGCAAUUUGAGAGACAAAUUUAUCGAACACCAAUACAACUAUCAUCGUUCUUAGCAAUCAGGAAGAUACCAGAAUACCGUAACAAUUCCGAGUUUAUCAGGUUUCCAGCCCAGUAUCUAAAAUUUGCAGGUGUUGGGGAACAUUUGGCGGAGAAGGAAAAUGAUAGCAUGGAUGCUAUGGUAUACUGUCGACAGGCAGUCCAAGAGCAAAUGAAAUUCAUGCAAGAAGCAGUGAUAAAGAGAGGUUGCUUUGGAUGGGUGAAUGGAUCGCCAGGGACCGGAAAGUCAUUGACGGCGCUUGCCUUUUGUCUCGGACUUAACAGUAGCGCAUGGAAUGUUUGCUGGCUUCAUUUGUCAAGGUUCAAUUCACCGGAAGGGCUUCUCAGGAACGAGCAAGGUGUUCGCGCAGUAAAGCUCUUAAGUUACUCUGAUCAAGACAUGCUGAGUUGCCUGGGACUGACUGAGUCCAAUCGUCCGGCGUUGAUCAUUCUAGAUGGAUACCGGAAGUCGGAGCGAUGUGAAUCGCUGGUUGAAUUAUUGAGCGAUUGGCGAAAUCAAGACAAGAGUAUGCGUCGUUUACUUGUUGUGACUUCUAUGUCAGGGAACAUUAAAAUUCAAGGAGGAGAAGAUACUAGACUUGAAAUGGAGUUUUUCUUUGUCAAUCCAUGGACAGAGCAGGAAUAUCUUUCUGCCGUAAAGUGCAACGAGUUCUACGAAUUGGUGAAGGAAAACCUUGAUUCGGAGAUGGUCCUGGAAUCUCAUGGCAAUCAGAGUGAUCGUAGGAUCAGAAUUCAAUCGAAGUAUUUUUAUGCUGGAAAGUCAUCGAGGUGCAUGUUUGCAUGGAAUACGUCAGAGGUGAUAAAACGGCUUAGACGAGUCUUGACUGCUGUCCAAAACUUUGAAUCACAUAUGAGUUCGGGAACGCAGUCUCCAAAUUUGAUCGACGGCUUGUUCUCAGUAAGAAGAGAUGCCGUCAGCCAAAGUGAUUGCCUGACAUUUGUCAGUGAAUAUGUGGCAUUCGAAUUUGCCAUUCGCAUGGGCCCAGACCGAUUAAGAAAGUGCGCAGCAUUGUUCGAACCAAACGAUCCGAUAAUGCAAGGGAAAUUUUUCGAAAUAUUGUUUUUUGCCACGAUUGCUGCACAAGACCUUCAGAUUUUCUGGAGAGUUGGAGGAAAUGGCACAGAAAUCUGGCCUAAAGGUGUGGUCAAGAUAGUGUCAAACGAUCUCGAUCAGACUUUUUUCGAUGGGAAUGAAAAUGGUUUGUGGGCAAAGCCAUUCAACUUCAAUCAUCCAGCCUAUGAUGGUGUUUUUCUGAACAAGACAGAUGGAUCAGUGCGCUUCGUGCAAGUAACAAUCGCCAAAGAGCACUCGUUGAACCUUGCUCCAUGUGCAAAGUUCUUGGAAAAACUGACAAAUAUUGGCUUCUGCGUCAGAAAUGUGGAAUUCUACUUCGUUGUGCCUAAAGCACUUGAGCGCUUUAAGACUAUGGUUGGGAAAUUGGUACGGAAUGGAACAAAAUUCCAGUAG